AUGGUCCGCUCAUCAAGCAUGCUGCGACAAGCAGCGCAGUCUCUCCUGCGUACACCGCAUCCGGCCCUCUUGCUCUCUUCAGCCGUUCGGUCUGCGCUGACUCCAUCCACCAAAGCACCCCUCGUCGCGCUAGAAUCCACCAUCAUCACACACGGUCUUCCCUAUCCACUUAACCUCGAGGUGGCACAGGAGCUCGAGCAGACGAUCAUUGACCACGGCGCGGUCCCAGCCACCAUCGCUCUUCUCGAUGGUAAGCCCUUGGUUGGGCUCGAUCAGCCGCAGCUCGAACGGCUAGCACAAUGCGCCAUCGACCAGACCAAGAACGAGGCGAUCAAGGCUAGCAGGAGGGACAUCGCACACGUUCUUGCCAAGGGCAAGGGAACCGUCGGAGGCACCACAGUCAGCGGUACCAUGGUCCUCGCACAUAUGGCCGGCAUCAAGAUUUUUGCCACCGGCGGUAUUGGCGGUGUGCAUCGCGGUGCCGAGUCCACCAUGGACGUCUCUGCCGACUUGACCGAACUCGGCCGCACCCCCGUCGCCGUCUUUUGCUCGGGCCCCAAAUCCAUUCUCGACAUACCACGCACGCUCGAAGUGCUCGAAACCCACGGCGUCUCGGUCACGACCUUCAAUUCGACCGGCGAGUUCCCGGCUUUCUACACUUCCAACUCGGGCCUGUACGUGCCUUAUGCUGGCACCGACGCCCAGGCUGCUGCCUCCAUCUUUGUCAAUCACCAACUCGGUCUCGAGAGCGGUCAGGUGUUUGCAAAUCCCAUCCCCUCGGAGUGGAACGAGGUUGGUGCCAGGAUCCAGCAGAGCGUCGAGCAGGCCGUGCGCGAAUCCGUCGAGCAGGGAAUCGCGAAGCGAGGGAAGGAAGUCACACCUUGGCUGCUCAAGCGGCUAGCCGAGCUGAUUCCCGAGAGCAAGAAGAGCAACCGAGCGCUCGUCGUCAACAACGCCAAGAAAGCCGCACAGGUGGCCGUCGAGUUGCAUCACAUCGAGAAGGAUGUCGAACACGCAGGGAACACUCAUGCGCUCGGCGCGAUCGAUUCGACUAGUUCUUCGGAGGCAAGAAUCCUCAUCUUUGGCGCAGCGGCGGUCGACAUCACCUCCCGAACCAAUUCGGCGGGAGCGGUCAAGCUGGCAGCAACAACCUAUCCUGGUCGCGUCUCCGUGACCCUCGGCGGUGUCGCGCGCAACAUGGCCGAGACGGCCACUCGGGUUCUGCAGCCCACAGCCUCGCCUGCCUCUGUGUCACCCGUCAAGCUCAUCUCGCCGCAUGGUAGUGACCAGUUUGGUCUGCUCUUGCGGACAGGCAUGCAGCAGAUGGGAAUGCGCACCGACGGACUGUUCGUCCCAGCCGGUCCCAGCAGGGACAGCAGGACUGCGGUUUGCUCGUUGAUGCUCGAAGACGGAGGAGACCUCAUCUCGGGCGUCGCCGACAUGGACAUUGGUCAGACAGCGCUAUACCCACGGCAGGGCUUGGAGCAUGGGGGUCUACAAAGCAUGUUGCUAGACGAGACGCCAGAAAUGGUUGUCUUCGAUGGCAACAUUGGGGCUGAGCAGGCGGCGGAAUUGUUGACCGCCUGCGAGACCUACAAUGCCAACACAAAAGGCAAGAGGGGGAGUCGACGAUUGCUCACUCUAUUUGAGCCGACCAGCAUCGCCAAAUCGACCAUCGUGCUCCAACACUUCGCUAGCACCAAGUCGAAUCGUCCCAAAUCACAGCCAAUCACCUUUGCUACACCGAAUGCAGUGGAGCUCGAGCAGAUCUACUCGCAAGCGCAUCAGCUCGGUCUCGUCCCUUCUUCGUCCUCGACCACUCCAGAGCCGAGCAUUGACUUGGCAGCGAUCGAUCGAUCCACGCUUCUCAAGGCACAGGCGUUGGUCGACGCCGGGAUUUUUGCGACUGUUCUGCUCAAAGUCGGCCGUCACGGAGUCGUCACUGUCGACGCAGAAAGGAUACACCAUCAUCCGAUCCCGGCAGGCGAAGUGCAAGUCGUCAACACCACCGGCUGCGGCGACAGCUUUGCCGGCGCGUUCGUCGCUACACUUUGCCAUCUCCUCCAGACCCGGCCAUCCGAGGAGUGGUACAAGACCCUCGACACGGCUGUCGAGAUCGGUCAGCUUGCCGCUCGCAACACGCUGGCAUCCCAGAAUGCGGUGGGUGAAGGAAUGCACCUUUUGCUUCGUCAUCACACAUGA
Molecule: messenger RNA, 2202 nt
Organism: Kalmanozyma brasiliensis GHG001
Lineage: Eukaryota; Fungi; Basidiomycota; Ustilaginomycetes; Ustilaginales
Product: Pseudouridine-5'-phosphate glycosidase
Exons: 2
Coding region: 1-2202 (733 amino acids)
Molecular function (GO): pseudouridylate synthase activity
Source: RefSeq, a predicted model, not a curated record